AUGUCUGCUCUUCGUCAAGUUUUCACCUCUGCAAGCCGGGCUUUCCUGGUAUCCAGCGCCAGAAACUCUCUAGUAGCUCCUUCUGUUACAAGAUGUCUUGCAACAGGAGCCUAUGAGAACAUCAUCGUCGACCAUGUUGGUGAAAAGAAGAAUGUUGGUUUGAUCAAGUUAAACCGACCCAAGGCACUGAAUGCUCUCAAAGAUGAUCUGAUGAAUGAAGUGGCACUGGCUUUAGAUCAUUUUGAGGCUGAUAAAAAUGUAGGUGCCAUUGUGGUGACGGGGAGUGAGAAAGCAUUUGCAGCUGGAGCUGAUAUCAAGGAGAUGUCAGGCUUGACGUUUCAGGAGACGCUGGGCGCAAACUUCUUAGAAUCUUGGAGCAGACUCUCAAAAUCCAAGAAACCCACCAUUGCAGCUGUCAAUGGCUUUGCUCUUGGAGGAGGAUGUGAGGUUGCCAUGAUGUGUGACAUCAUCUAUGCAGGAGAGAAGGCAUCGUUUGGUCAGCCGGAAAUUCUCCUUGGUCUCAUCCCAGGUGCUGGUGGAACCCAGAGGUUACCCAGGGCUGUAGGGAAGUCUCUGGCUAUGGAGAUGGUUCUUUCUGGUGAUAGGAUCACAGCUCAGCAAGCUCUACAAGCAGGACUUGUCAGCAAGAUCUACCCUGUCGAGGAGCUACUGGAGAAGGCCAUCGCGCUGGGUGAGAAGAUCAGUAAGAACUCUAAGCUCAUCAACUCUCUUUGCAAGGAGGCCGUCAACACGAGCUACGAACUCACACUCAAUGAAGGCAUGCACUUUGAGAAGAGGCUCUUCCACGCUUGCUUUGGAACGGAGGAUGCAAGGGAAGGAAUGGGGGCAUUUGUAGGAAAGAGAGCCGCUGACUUCAAGGACAACUGA
Messenger RNA from Strongylocentrotus purpuratus (purple sea urchin), 888 nucleotides. It is a transcript of the gene echs1, whose product is annotated as enoyl CoA hydratase, short chain, 1, mitochondrial. Gene Ontology annotation, molecular function: enoyl-CoA hydratase activity. Gene Ontology annotation, cellular component: mitochondrion. Gene Ontology annotation, biological process: fatty acid beta-oxidation. Lineage: Eukaryota; Metazoa; Echinodermata; Echinoidea; Camarodonta; Strongylocentrotidae. The record is from RefSeq and is marked validated.